CAAUUCCAAAAAAUUCUCUGCUCUCUCUUCAAACCUAGCCACCACAAUAAAACUUAGGGGCUGCAAUCGAUUUUAUCGAUGGUAAGCCCAAAAUUCUUCUUUAAUUUAAUGUUUUUAGCCAAUAAAGAUCACCAACAGUAUGGUGAUUAUAGUCAGUCCCUCCAUGGAUACAAGUUUGGAAGAUUCGUCUUGCAAAUUUGUGGAAUUGCUGGUCUAUUGGUUUAGGGGUGCAGAUUUAGAAGAUUCGUCUUGCAAAUUUGCCGAUCUUGAUGACCAAUCAAGUUUUAUCAUUUUCGCGACUAUACAUCAAUGGAGCUCCGUAUAGAACGAUGCAAAGACAUAAAAUUAUUCAAGAGCAGUUCAGAAGCGAUGCCAUUAAUUAGAGGUGUUUAUUACUUGUAUUGAGAAUUUUUAUGUUUUAAGGUAUGAUUGUAAGUGCCAAAUGACUAUUAUUUUUUAAUGAAAUCACCCCACUCUAUCUCCUUUAAUAAAAAAAAAAAAAAAAAAAAAGGCUAAAAUUGCCUUACAAAAAGCAAUUCAAGCUCAAGAUAUUUAUUAACACGUUUACCACCAUUCUAUCCUCCACCUCCACUUUAUGUUAAACCUCUACAAUCUACUCCAUUUCCCUUAGAAUUUCAAUACAAAAAUCCAUCAAAAAUGAAAAUUGGGUAUAUUUUUAUAGCAAUUUUUUGUAUUCUAAUUCUGACAUGGGUUUGGAAAACAUUAAAUUGGGUAUGGUUUAAUCCAAAAAAGAUGGAAAAGUGUCUCAGAAAACAGGGUUUGAAAGGAAAUUCAUACAAAUUUUUGUAUGGUGAUAUUAAAGAAACCUUCAGAAUGCGUCAAGAAGCAAGAGAAAAACCUAUUCCUUUUACUCAUGAUUAUGUUGAUCGUGUUUUGCCAUUUCUUCAACAACAUAUCAAAAAACAUGGUGAAAAUUCUUGGACAUGGCUAGGGCCUAUACCAGUUAUAAAUAUUGCAGAACCUGCGCUUAUAAGGGAUGCCUUCAAUAGGAUGAACGAGUUUCAAAAGGCAAAAUUGAACCCACUUAUUCGGUUGCUUAUUACUGGACUAGUAGGCUAUGAGGGUGAGAAAUGGGCAAAACACAGGAAGCUGAUCAACCCGGCUUUUCAUAUGGAAAAGCUUAAGCUUAUGCUUCCAGCGUUUGGAGACAGUGUUAUUGAAAUGGUCAAUGAAUGGGAGAAGUUAGUAUCUGAAACAGGAUCCUCUGAGGUAGAUGUGUGGCCAUUCGUUAACAGCCUAUCUGCAGAUGUUAUAUCUCGAGCUGCAUUUGGGAGUAGCUAUAAGGAAGGAAAAAGGAUAUUUGAACUUUUAAAGGAACAGACACAAAUUACUAUACGCCUUUUUCAGUCAGUUUAUAUCCCUGGAUGGAGGUAUGUGCCGACAAAGACUAACAGGAAGAUGAAACAAAUAAACUUUGAUAUACAAAAUGUAUUGAUGGGAAUAAUCGACAAGAGUAAGAAGGCAAUGGAGGCAGGUGAAACUCCUAAGGAUGACUUAUUGGGAAUUUUGAUGGACUCCAACUUAAAAGCAUCUCAAACUGAUCAAAGUCUUGGAAGUCACAAGCAACAGCAAGCAAUGAGUCUUCGGGAUAUGAUUGAUGAGUGCAAACUCUUCUACUUUGCUGGCCAUGACUCCACCUCGAUCUUGUUGGUAUGGACAAUGAUUUUGUUGAGCAAGCAUCAAGACUGGCAAACACGAGCAAGAGAAGAAGUGCAGGCAACAUUUGGAAAGAAUCAACCAGACUUUGACGGGUUAAACCAUUUAAAGAUUGUGACUAUGAUACUAUAUGAGGUGCUGAGAUUGUACCCUCCUGUGACUUCAACAUCUCGUAGGAUAUAUCAAGGUGACAUGAAACUUGGAAACAUAUUGGUCCCUUGUGGUGCUAUGAUUAGUCUUUCAAUAAUCAACACGCAUCGUGAUCCCAGACUUUGGGGAGAUGAUGCGAAUGAAUUUAAACCAGAAAGGUUUUCAGAAGGGAUUGCGAAGGCAACCAAAGGGAAUAUAUCCUUCUUUCCCUUUGGCUGGGGCCCACGAAUCUGUAUCGGGCAAAACUUUGCAAUUGCAGAAGCUAAAAUGGCGCUGUCCAUGAUUUUGCAGUCCAACACGGUGCUCAUGUGAUUUUACACCGGCUUGAAGGUUGUGAGUAAUUGGUUGGUAAUUACAGAGUUAUGAAAGAUAUGUACACAUAAAUUAUGGAUCCUAUACAACUAUGGUCAUUAAUAAAUUAAAGUAGUCAUAUUACAAGCUCAAAUUAUAAUGUCUUGUAGGAUCAUUGCCACUCAUGGGUGUUAGGGUGUGCAGUUGUGCACACAUUAAUCUAGACAUGAAUAUGGACUUGAACUGGGUUGUAUGAGUCCAGUGAAUUCAACUUCGAUUCACGAUCCAUGAAAAUACAAGAUUCUGGGUUUUCAGUCCAGGCCAGUUUGGGUAAAAAAACCUAAAAACUAGAAUGUAAUCAGUUAUAUAUUUUCUUAUUUCUGUCUUACUA
This is a messenger RNA of Chenopodium quinoa (quinoa), 2509 nucleotides long. RefSeq names its product cytochrome P450 72A14-like. The record is from RefSeq and is a predicted model, not a curated record. Lineage: Eukaryota; Viridiplantae; Streptophyta; Magnoliopsida; Caryophyllales; Amaranthaceae. The transcript has 6 exons. The coding region runs from base 658 to 2139 and encodes 493 amino acids. Gene Ontology annotation, molecular function: monooxygenase activity; iron ion binding; oxidoreductase activity, acting on paired donors, with incorporation or reduction of molecular oxygen.